ACUGGCUGAAGGUUUCGUUCAAGACCUCACAGAACCUAUACUAAACCGUCAAUAUGUGCGACGACGAAGAGGAGGAAGCUACUCCCCUGGUCUGCGACAAUGGCUCCGGACUUGUGAAGGCUGGCUUCGCCGGCGACGACGCCCCCAGGGCUGUCUUCCCAUCCAUCGUCGGCCGCCCAAGGCAUCAGGGCGUGAUGGUCGGUAUGGGUCAGAAGGACGCCUACGUGGGUGACGAGGCUCAGAGCAAGAGGGGUAUCCUCACCCUGAAGUACCCAGUCGAGCACGGCAUCGUCACCAACUGGGACGAUAUGGAGAAGGUCUGGCACCACACCUUCUACAACGAGCUGCGUAUCGCCCCCGAGGAGAACCCCUGCCUUCUGACAGAGGCUCCCCUCAACCCCAAGGCCAACAGGGAAAAGAUGACGCAGAUCAUGUUCGAGACCUUCAACUCUCCCGCCAUGUACGUGUGCAUCCAAGCUGUCCUGUGCCUGUACGCUUCCGGUCGUACGACUGGUAUCGUGCUGGACUCCGGCGAUGGUGUCUCCCACACUGUGCCCAUCUACGAGGGUUACGCCAUGCCCCACGCCAUCCUUCGUCUGGACCUGGCCGGCCGUGAGCUGACCAACUACCUGAUGAGGGUCAUGUGCGACCGUGGCUACGCCUUCGUCACCACCGCUGAGCGUGAGAUUGUCCGUGACAUCAAGGAGAAGCUCGGCUACGUCGCCCUGGACUUCGAGCAGGAGAUGUUGACGGCAGCUACCUCCACCUCCCUGGAGAAGAGCUACGAGCUGCCUGAUGGACAGGUCAUCACCAUUGGCAACGAGAGGUUCCGCUGCGCUGAGGCUCUCUUCCAGCCUUCCUUCCUUGGUAUGGAGUCUGCUGGUGUUCAUGAGACCGUCUACAACAGCAUCAUGAAGUGCGACAUCGACGUCCGUAAGGACCUGUACGCCAACAACGUCCUGUCCGGUGGCACCACCAUGUUCCCUGGCAUCGGUGACCGUAUGCAGAAGGAGAUGGUGGCUCUGGCUCCCACAACCAUGAAGAUCAAGAUCAUCGCUCCUCCAGAGAGGAAGUACUCCUGCUGGAUCGGUGGCUCCAUCUUGGCUUCCCUGUCCACCUUCGCAGCUAUGUGGAUCAAGAAGUCCGAGUACGACGAGGCCGGCCCCGCCAUUGUCCACCGCAAGUGCUUCAACACUCAACCGACCAACAUGUGCGACGACGAAGAGGAGGAAGCUACUCCCCUGGUCUGCGACAAUGGCUCCGGACUUGUGAAGGCUGGCUUCGCCGGCGACGACGCCCCCAGGGCUGUCUUCCCAUCCAUCGUCGGCCGCCCAAGGCAUCAGGGCGUGAUGGUCGGUAUGGGUCAGAAGGACGCCUACGUGGGUGACGAGGCUCAGAGCAAGAGGGGUAUCCUCACCCUGAAGUACCCAGUCGAGCACGGCAUCGUCACCAACUGGGACGAUAUGGAGAAGGUCUGGCACCACACCUUCUACAACGAGCUGCGUAUCGCCCCCGAGGAGAACCCCUGCCUUCUGACAGAGGCUCCCCUCAACCCCAAGGCCAACAGGGAAAAGAUGACACAGAUCAUGUUCGAGACCUUCAACUCUCCCGCCAUGUACGUGUGCAUCCAAGCUGUCCUGUGCCUGUACGCUUCCGGUCGUACGACUGGUAUCGUGCUGGACUCCGGCGAUGGUGUCUCCCACACUGUGCCCAUCUACGAGGGUUACGCCAUGCCCCACGCCAUCCUUCGUCUGGACCUGGCCGGCCGUGAGCUGACCAACUACCUGAUGAGGGUCAUGUGCGACCGUGGCUACGCCUUCGUCACCACCGCUGAGCGUGAGAUUGUCCGUGACAUCAAGGAGAAGCUCGGCUACGUCGCCCUGGACUUCGAGCAGGAGAUGUUGACGGCAGCUACCUCCACCUCCCUGGAGAAGAGCUACGAGCUGCCUGAUGGACAGGUCAUCACCAUCGGCAACGAGAGGUUCCGCUGCGCUGAGGCUCUCUUCCAGCCUUCCUUCCUUGGUAUGGAGUCUGCUGGUGUUCAUGAGACCGUCUACAACAGCAUCAUGAAGUGCGACAUCGACGUCCGUAAGGACCUGUACGCCAACAACGUCCUGUCCGGCGGCACCACCAUGUUCCCUGGCAUCGGUGACCGUAUGCAGAAGGAGAUGGUGGCCCUUGCCCCCAGCACCAUGAAGAUCAAGAUCAUCGCUCCCCCAGAGAGGAAGUACUCCUGCUGGAUCGGUGGCUCCAUCUUGGCUUCCCUGUCCACCUUCGCAUCCAUGUGGAUCAAGAAGUCCGAGUACGACGAGGCCGGCCCCGCCAUUGUCCACCGCAAGUGCUUCUAAGCUCGUCAAGCUCCGUCCUACCGUCCCGACUGUUCGUUGUGCAUGUAUCGCUGUUUACUGUCUACUUCUGUUGUGUUCUUUCACAAAUUCACGGGACCAUGUAAACAAAACACAUUGAUCAGGCAAAUAGUGAGGAUUCGAAGCUAGAGGGUGGCACAGAGGUGGCGUUCUGUUGUUGAGAGCUGGUUUCUUCUGGAAACCUUCUAUAAAGUUGGAGGAUUGGAAUAACGACUGGUUGCACGUGUUGGACCUUACGGCGGGAGGUCUGCCUUUGUUUUGUUCAACUUGAGUUCGUAAGUCACGUCUCCGUCACUGCUUUAUUUGUAAAUGUAUAUUUGUUGUCUACAAUCCACACGAGUAUUGUUGUACACCAACAACAAGGCUGCUAAACGUUGUAGUUCAAGCUCCAAAAUGGCCGUUACAUGAAUUUUUUUUUGUGUAUCGUCCUGUGUACUUGUAGUCAAUAAAAAUUCUUCUCCCGAA
Branchiostoma belcheri (Belcher's lancelet) is the source of this 2831-nucleotide messenger RNA. RefSeq lists its product as uncharacterized. The record is from RefSeq and is a predicted model, not a curated record. The transcript is spliced from 9 exons. The coding region runs from base 54 to 2348 and encodes 764 amino acids. NCBI's taxonomy places the organism in Eukaryota, Metazoa, Chordata, Leptocardii, Amphioxiformes, Branchiostomatidae.